Molecule: messenger RNA, 2045 nt
Organism: Marchantia polymorpha subsp. ruderalis
Lineage: Eukaryota; Viridiplantae; Streptophyta; Marchantiopsida; Marchantiales; Marchantiaceae
Source: the annotation of a GenBank genome assembly
AGGCAUCCAUCCAUCCAUUCAAUCAAUCAAUCAAUCGGAGAGUUUGUCCCUCGCCCACGAUCGUAGUGGUCGAAUUCGACAUUGCGAGAUGCCCCUCAGAGCACGGUUCUGUCCAAUCGACCGAUGCAAGCAGCGCGAUGAGAUGAAUUAGAAUUCAUCUCAUCGCGCUUCGUUCUUGACACGAACGUCCUAAGAAACCGAAGUUUCUCAAAACCCAGUCAGUCCGUCGUGAGACUCGAUGAGCUCUUCGGUAAAACGUCGUCUUUCUUCGCUCGGUCCGAGUCUUCAAGGGACGUAGAUUCCAAACUUCUGGAAUCCGCAAUGUGGUGGAUUUCGGCCUCAACCGGAGUGAAAGUGGAGGUAGUUCGAUUCAAUUUCAUAGAGUGAUUCAGAUUUGCUUUCGGCUUCGUCCAUAGCUGAAGGAGCAAAGCGUCAUUCCGACCUUCGAGCGUUUCGGCGAGGUUGCGGUGCGCUACAGACCAUCCCAGCGCCAACCAGAAGCGAUAGCGAGACUCGACUUUAGACUCUAGCCGCUCUAGAUUCAGCUCUCGUCGAUCCUUCGUCCAUCAUCUUCCUUCCUUCACACACUCCAAAAAGCCACUCUCCCCGGGGCCGGGUCCCAAGCCGAGGGGAGUGUGAAACGACGAAAUUGCAGAACCUUCUCAAAAACCUUCUCGGAUCGUAAACGUCAAAUGGAUGGAGGACAAACUCGAUCGAGAGAGAGAGCCUGUAUAUUCUCAGAGAUGCUUCCUCGAUGAUAGCGGCGGCGUCGUUGUUCCGCGUGCUGACAGGUCGAAGGCUUACGUACUCAUUCCGGAGACAGAGAUUCGACGUGAGCUGUAACGUGGCUAGCAAGCGACUCACGGUCGACAUCUGGCUCGCAAUUCGGAAGCCGACUGCAACGUGCGGGCCAAUCGGAGUAGCGAUUCCCACCCGCAACAACAGCGACAUCGACAGCGACGUCCGCCAGUCGCCUCGUUGAUGGACUGUACUUGAUUUGAUAGCGAGGGUCAUCACCAACCCACAUCCGAUUCGACCGAGAACCUCUGAACGGAGUACUCCCUCGCUCCAUCACUUUCUGGAAAGUGUUUCUCGGAAGAUGCUCCAGUACACAGCUGUGAACACCUGCAGCAGAGACGGAUGAAGGUUGUUGCGGGCCCAUGCCCACCAAGAUGCAGCUCUCAGAGUAAUCGUCUGCCAGAACUCCGACGAGGUACUUCGAUUUUGACUCUAGAUCCCGGACUGUGAUUCUCUCUCCAUUGCGCUCCCCCGACGAUUGCUUUGCUCUGCUGAGAUCGUCCGUUUGUCCUCGUCAUGUCAAACGAUGGCGAUCUUCUGUGGAUUUGGCAGAUUCAAGCGCAGGGUGAGCGAUGACGACCGGAUGUGAGUUCUAGUUUCCUGAUCCCUCGUGGUCGGCAAGCCCUUGGCUAGCUGUCCGACGUCGUCAUAGCUUUUCGUUUUCUUAAAGGUUGGAGUUGCUUUUGGAGCACGAUUCUCUCUACGAACGCGAUUAUUUAAAGAGUCCUCGAUCGGGAUCGGCUUGUCUUAGUGCAAUCCAGCAGAAAUCAAGUCAUCUGCAUGUGGAGGAAAACUCCGAUCGGGCUCGAUCUGCAUGUGGAAGAAAACUCCGAUCGGGCUCGAUUUUGAUUGUCUCAUGAAUUAUUCCCACCAUCCACUUCUGAUUAAAAUUCUUCAUAGAUUACAGAUGCAGCGCAACAAAGCUACCCAGCUGCAGUCACGUAUCUAAGAAGUCAUUCGAAUGUUGACAUCUUUACCCUCUUUUUUACAGACUCCGCAACAUCCACAACGUAAAACUACGUUCACAUGCAAAUCAUUUUACCCAUGAGGUUUGCAAAGCAGUAUUGGUCUCUUCAAAAGCCUGCCGCUUGAAGAGUGCACAUCGAGUGUUACUAAAGCACAUCUUGAACACUGCAUGUGGUCGGAACAUGCAGUUCCGACCACAUGCAGUGUUCCAAAUUGCACUCGUGUUUAAACAAGGCCACCAACUGUGUAAAAAUAACAUAAUCUGAUCUUUAUUCCGUGUC